Messenger RNA from Hyposmocoma kahamanoa, 851 nucleotides. Its product is annotated as larval/pupal cuticle protein H1C-like. The record is from RefSeq and is a predicted model, not a curated record. The transcript has 2 exons. NCBI's taxonomy places the organism in Eukaryota, Metazoa, Arthropoda, Insecta, Lepidoptera, Cosmopterigidae. The coding region runs from base 41 to 730 and encodes 229 amino acids.
CAAUCAGUAGCCCUCGCGCAGUCUACUACAGAAGUGCACGAUGAGAUUUCUGUUUGUUGCCGCCGCCGUCCUCGCCUGCGCCGCAGCCGCGCCAUCUGGCGCGCUGUUGGCAGGACCCUAUGCCCAUGGUCUUAUAGGCCACGCGGCGCCUUACGCCGUGGCCCAUGCCGCCCCUGUGGCAGUAGCCCACGCUGCUCCCUUGGCGGUGGCUGCUCCUACUAUCUCCCCUGGGGACCUCCAAGGUGCCGCCAUCGACGCCCAUGUGGACGCCAGCGACCACGCUCGUGCGGCUGUCGACGCUGCUCGUGAAGCUCACGACCAGGCUUCCGAACUCCAAGGCCAGGCUAUCAACGCUGCCGAAGACCACUCUUGGCAGGCGGUUGAUGCCGUGAAGACCCGUGAAGCUGAACUCGACGGAGCCGCCGCUGGCGCCGCACCUAUCUUGGCUAAGCAGCUGGCUGGUCAUGUUGCCCCAGUGGUGCACGCCGCUCCCUUGGCUUACGCCGCCCCCGCCGUCCACGGGUACGCUGCGCCAAUCGCCCACGCCGCUCCCCUGGCCCACGCCGCGCCUCUGGCCUACGCCGCCGCUCCUUAUGCCGCUAGCAAGACCGUUGUCUCUCAAUCUCUGCAGCAAUCCCACCCAGCUCCCCUUAUCCAUGCCCCAGUUUUGGCCCACGGCUACGCCGGUCAUGGUUACGCCGGUCAUGGUUACGCCGCGCACGGCUGGUAAACUGUGAUAACCAUUUAGUCAACCAAAUACUCAUUUUUGGAAUGUAAAUUAUGUAAAAAAUAAUGCAAUAGAAAGAAGCGAGGAUGUGUGAAUAAAUGACAUAGUAAUUUUUGUACAAAAA